AUGGGUGCAGUUCUGGAGAAGAGCAUGCGACUGGAGUGUAAGUGUCACGGCGUCUCGGGUUCCUGCACAACCAAAACCUGCUGGACUACGCUUCCCAAGUUCCGCGAGAUUGGUUACAUUCUCAAGGAGAAAUAUGCCCACGCGGUGCACGUGGAACCAGUCAAAGCUAGCCGCAACAAGCGACCUAAAUUCCUCAAAAUCAAGAAGCCUCAUUCGUACCGGAAGCCCCUGGACACGGAUCUGGUGUACAUAGAAAAGUCGCCGAACUACUGCGAGGCAGACCCUUUGACCGGGAGCCUGGGGACACAGGGGAGGGUGUGCAACAAGACAAUGAUGCAGCACAUCAGCGGCUGCGACCUGAUGUGCUGCGGCCGAGGGUACAACACACACCAGUACUCCCGCGUCUGGCAGUGCAACUGCAAGUUCCUGUGGUGCUGCUACGUCAAAUGCAACACCUGCAGCGAAAGGACAGAGGUGUACACAUGCAAGUGAGAAUAUUUAUUGGUAAGUGUGUGAAGAUUCUGUGAGCGUCUAUGUUCUUCUGCGUUUUCAUGGACAUUUUAGAACUAAGUCUGCCAUUGCAGACUUUCGGUGAGCAACUACUGCGCGAUGUCUGGAGUAAGCUGAACGCCGAGCGUCUUGGAUGUUUUGCACACAAAGCUCUUCAUCCCCUUUCACAGACUGUUGGGAUGCAGGUGAUACCACUGGAAAUGGAAAAACAAAGAAACUGUAGCCUGACGUGUGGGACGGGGUGUCCACAAGCUGCAUGGAUGGACGUUCUUCACUGUUUGAACUUGGCUAAUGCAAACAAGCGAUGGUGGACUUGAAGCUCGGAGGGCACACUGCUGUGGUUUUCUCCUCCUGUGCACAUGACAAGACAUAGCCAUUGGAAAUAUUUAACAUUCUGUAUCUAGUGAAUGAGAAUUAUUAAUAUUAAUUUAUUCUGUAAAGAGCUGCAAAUGUUCUUCAUUGUGUCUCAAAAGUAGCUAAAUGUCCAGAUUUUUUUUUUUUAGUUUGUUAGAGCGAUCAACAAUGUCCACGGUUAACACACUGGAUUCAAGUCUGCCUGUUUCUCCAGAGUAAACUGCUGUAGGCGACGCUCCUUCAUGACCUUUUCAUGAGUUUUUUCGUCUUCCCUCUGCUGCUAGUCUAGAAAAGCCCACUUGUCGAGGUGGAAGUCACCGAUGUCGGGUCCACUUCAAGCUGAUUUGACUGGAAAUAGACACCGAACAAAAAACAUGAGCACAUUUUUCCACUUUUAAUAUCGGUUAAUAGAGUUUAUAUUUGUAAAGGCCUAUUUUUAUAUGAAUGUUUUUAUUUAUAUCUUAUUUUUUAAUACUCUGUGUCACGCGUAGGCACAGAGAUGUGUUUAUGAA
Nematolebias whitei (Rio pearlfish) is the source of this 1376-nucleotide messenger RNA. It is a transcript of the gene wnt7ab, whose product is annotated as protein Wnt-7a. The coding region runs from base 1 to 492 and encodes 163 amino acids. Gene Ontology annotation, molecular function: cytokine activity; frizzled binding. Gene Ontology annotation, biological process: canonical Wnt signaling pathway; positive regulation of JNK cascade; cell fate commitment. Lineage: Eukaryota; Metazoa; Chordata; Actinopteri; Cyprinodontiformes; Rivulidae. Gene Ontology annotation, cellular component: extracellular region. The record is from RefSeq and is a predicted model, not a curated record. The transcript is spliced from 2 exons.